Messenger RNA from Haemonchus placei, 1110 nucleotides. NCBI's taxonomy places the organism in Eukaryota, Metazoa, Nematoda, Chromadorea, Rhabditida, Trichostrongylidae. The record is from the annotation of a GenBank genome assembly.
AAUCAUCUCGAAUCAGUGGGCAACGUAAUCUUCAGUAAAGAAAACGACUCUCCCCAGCUCCGAGAAAUGAGUUCAAAAUUAUCAAAAGUGAUGAAACAGGACGGGGCCUUGGCAGUCGUCCAACUAUCACACGGUGGACGUCAAACGCAAGAAGCAGUAAAUAUUCAUCCAUUCUCAUGUUCCGAUAUUGCAAUUCAAUCGAAAUCAGUUCCUAUGAGAUUUGGAACUCCGAUAGCGCUCACUGAAGCGCAGGUUAAGACUGAGGUUGUCGAUCGAUUCGUAUAUGCAGCAAAAUUUGCUCAUGAUCACGGGUUCGAUGGCGUUCAGCUUCACGCUGCUCAUGGCUAUCUACUAUCGUCUUUCCUUUCACCUAUGACAAACAAACGAAAAGAUAAAUAUGGCGGAUCUGCAAAGGAUAGAAUGACGGUUAUACUUGAAAUUGUUGAGGGUAUCAGAAGAGAGAUUGCAUCCAGCAACUUCUUGCUUGGAAUAAAAAUGAAUUCAAUCGAGUUCCAGGAUCGUGGCUUGGGUGUGGAAGACGCUAAAAUCACGGGUGAGAUUGUGGAGAAUUGUGGCUUCGAUUUUGUGGAGUUAUCUGGCGGAACGGUAAGCAUGCCAGCUUUUCACCACCAGCGGGAAUCGACUCGGAAAAGAGAGGCAUUCUUUGCCGAAUUUGCUGAACAGAUACGACCUUCCUUCGACAAGACCGUGGUAUACCUGACAGGUGGCUUUAGGACAGCUCCUGCUAUGAUCAGAGCGAUAACUGAUGGGAUAACCGAUGGAAUAGGACUAGGACGACCAAUCACUGCUGAACCGGACUUACCGGCAAAAAUUCUUGGUGGUCAAUGUCUCUCAGCUCCCGCUACAAAACUGGAUGAGGACGAUUUUGUUAUUACUCUGGUAGCAAGCCUCACCCAAAUGUGGCAAAUGGGUAGGCGACCGUAUGCCGACCUUAAAAAUGUUUGCGACGACAUCGCUGAUCUCAGUCACCCGAAAGAAGUAGAAAACUUUAUGAAGGAAGCCCUACCGUUCUUCGACGAAGCAACCAAAGCUAUCGAACGAAGGGAACCCGUUACUUGUAUUAUGGAGUACGAAAACAUUGUCGUGUAG